AUGGUCCUGCUCUUCGUCCUCCUGCGUCGAAGUCAACGCCGCCAAUAUGCCCCCCGAACCUACAUCGGCUCCCUGCGCGAACAGGAGCGUACGCCAGAGCAAUCCCCUGGAAUCUUUGGCUGGAUAACAUCCAUGGCGAAACUGUCUGAUGAAUUCGUGCUACGGCACCACUCCCUUGACGCCUACCUCCUCCUCCGAUACAUUAAGAUUGCCACUGCCAUCUGCUUCGUUGGCUGUCUCAUCACCUGGCCAGUCCUGUUCCCCGUCAAUGCUACUGGCGGUGGCGGAUUGAAGCAAUUGGACUUGCUCACUUUUGGCAAUGUGCAGAACAAUCUAAAUAAAUUAUAUGCCCAUACUUUUAUUGCAUGGAUCUUCGUUUCUUUUGUUUUCUUCAUGAUCACACGAGAGCUACUGUUCUUCAUCAACUUGCGCCAGGCAUAUUUCUUUUCCCCGCUCUAUGCUGGUCGUAUCUCUUCCAAAACCGUCCUUUUCACCUCCGUCCCGGAAGAAUACCUAGACGAAGCAAAGAUUCGACGGAUAUAUGGCAACGAUAACGUGAAGAAUGUUUGGAUCCCAACAAAAACCAAAGAAUUGGAGGAUAUGGUCGACGACAGAGAUAAGGCUGCGUACCGUCUUGAGGGCGCUGAAACGAAGCUCAUUAAACUGGCGAAUAGCGCACGCAUUAAGGCUCUUAGGGGGAAACCGGCUGACGAGGAGAACAACGACAUAGAUAAUCUCGCUCCUGGAAAUGACGCUGAGGGGGAAUCGGGCUCAGUGGCUGCUCGCUGGAUCAAACCUUCACAAAGACCCUCCCACAAACUCAAACCGCUUAUUGGUAAAAAGGUCGAUACGAUCAAUUGGGCCAGGACUGAGAUUGAGCGCUUGAGUCCGGAAAUCGUAGCUCUCCAGGAGAAGCAUCGUGCUGGUGAUGCUCAGAAAGUUACAGCCGUUUUUGUCGAAUUCUACACGCAGAGGGAUGCUCAGGCUGCAUAUCAGAUGGUUGCUCAUAACCAGCCUUUACACAUGGCUCCGAGAUAUAUUGGUCUCAAUCCGUCGGAUAUCAUCUGGUCCAAUUUGAGGAUCAAAUGGUGGGAGCUUAUUAUCAGAAAUGCUGCCACCAUCGGUGCCGUCGUGGCUCUCAUCAUCUUCUGGGCAAUUCCUGUUGCAGUUGUCGGUACCAUCUCGAACAUCAACUUCCUCACAGAAAAGGUCAAAUUCCUCGGAUUCAUUAAGAAUUGCCCCCCAGUCAUUUUGGGUCUUAUCACUGCUCUCCUCCCCGCGGUGCUUCUCGCGGUUCUCAUGGCUCUUUUGCCAAUCAUACUUCGAUUGAUGGCAAAAAUCGGUGGUGUGCCAACCACAGCGGCGGUGGAACUCAGGACUCAAAACUUCUAUUUCACAUUCCAGGUUGUGCAGGUGUUCCUCGUUACUACCUUGUCUUCUGCAGCUUCAAGCGCCGUGGCCGACAUCAUUAAUGAACCCCAGAAAGCAGCUCAGAUGCUGGCAGAGAAAAUCCCCAAAGCGUCCAACUUCUAUAUUGCAUAUUUCAUUCUCCAGGGUCUCACAUUCAGCGCGGGGGCCCUCCUCCAGAUCUCUGGUCUGAUUGUUUCGAAAAUCUUGGGCAAGUUGUUCGAUAACACGCCUCGAAAGAUGUACAAGCGCUGGUCAACUCUGUCCGGACUCGGCUGGGGAACCGUCCUGCCGAUCCUAACCAAUCUUUGCGUGAUCGCCAUCACUUACAGCGCCAUCGCUCCACUGGUCCUCGGCUUCGCAACCAUCGGCCUGUUCCUUUUCUACGCCGCUUACCGCUACAACAUGCUCUACGUCACCAACAGCAACAUCGACACAAAAGGCAUGAUCUACCCACGUGCUCUGCAACAGACAACAGUAGGCUGCUACCUGCUCAUUCUCUGCCUAAUUGGUCUGUUCGGCAUCAACGCUGGCAACCAAAAAACCGCUCUUGGCCCCUUAGUCCUCAUGGUCAUCUUCCUCGUCUUCGUCCUCAUCUACCACAUCUCACUCAACGCCGCCGUAACACCACUCCUCAAAUACCUCCCGCGCAAUCUCGAAUCAGAAGAGGAAGAUCUGCUCCUAAAAGAUGCCUCGGAGCGUGAUGGUACCACCGAAAAAUCGACCACCGCCGGCCCAUCCAACAACGACGUAAAGAACGGCGCAGAGCCGGGCACCGAUGCCGAAAAGGGAAUCACCUCCCCCACAGAUCUCAUCCCGACAAAACCACAGGGCAUAAUUGGCAAAUUCUUCCGCCCCGACAAAUACAGCAACUACGAAACGCUGCGCAAGCUAGUACCGAAGGACUUUGCAGAAAUCUCCUAUUCUCCCCAGGUCGAGCAGAAUGCCUAUUACCCGCCCUGCGUCGGGGCGCAGCCGCCGCUCCUGUGGAUUCCGCGUGAUGCGGGUGGUGUGAGCAGGCAGGAGGUGGCGCAUACGUCCAAGGUGAUUCCGAUUACAGAUGAAGAUGCGACUAUUGAUGAGAAUAAUAAGAUUUCGUGGGAUGAGGCCAAGGGGGUGCCGCCUAUAUAUGAGGAGAAGAUUUAUUAUUAA
Molecule: messenger RNA, 2559 nt
Organism: Paracoccidioides brasiliensis Pb18
Exons: 5
Coding region: 1-2559 (852 amino acids)
Cellular component (GO): plasma membrane
Molecular function (GO): calcium-activated cation channel activity
Source: RefSeq, a predicted model, not a curated record